Messenger RNA from Sinocyclocheilus grahami, 632 nucleotides. RefSeq names its product AF4/FMR2 family member 1-like. NCBI's taxonomy places the organism in Eukaryota, Metazoa, Chordata, Actinopteri, Cypriniformes, Cyprinidae. Gene Ontology annotation, biological process: regulation of gene expression. The coding region runs from base 72 to 632 and encodes 186 amino acids. The transcript has 5 exons. The record is from RefSeq and is a predicted model, not a curated record. Gene Ontology annotation, cellular component: super elongation complex.
AAUACACUUCCUUUGUCUGAUUUACUUUGCAGAGAAUCACAGAUGACGAGCUGUCGAGUCGCAUCCAGAGGAUGCUGGGUAAUUAUGAGGAUGGAUAUGAUGGACCUGAGGACGCUGCGCUUCCUUACGAGCGCUCCACGCAGUUCCCUCAGGCGCAGUCGGGACACACGGAUCGCUCCAGAGCCACCUCCGGCCCUGCUUCAGGAGAGAGCUGGGACAGUUUCCCGGCCCUGUCCCCUCUGCGGUCCAGCGACUCGGACCCCGGCCCGUCUCCGGAGCGGCCUCCGCUGAACCUGCACAGUAAACUGGCCAAGGCCAAGAAACCCACAGCGUACGUGAGGCCGAUGGACGGUCCGGAUCAGGUGACCAGCAACUCUCCUGAACUGAAGGCCUCACUGGAGUCGUAUGAGCACUUACAGGACCUGAAGGAAAGCAGCAAACCAAACCUUGCCCCUCUGCAGGCUGCUGAUACUCUCUCUCGUCUGCAUGUGGAGGACAUUCUGCAGGAAAUGACCUCAUGGCCUCCACUGCUGACGACCAUUUGCUCGCCAACCACAGCCGAGCCGCCCAAGGUCCUCUCCACUAACGAGGAGACACAUGGAAUACCGGCCCUCAGAAGGAGCAGAAUCUGA